Molecule: messenger RNA, 1872 nt
Organism: Naegleria lovaniensis
Lineage: Eukaryota; Heterolobosea; Eutetramitea; Acrasida; Naegleriidae
Exons: 1
Coding region: 1-1872 (623 amino acids)
Source: RefSeq, a predicted model, not a curated record
AUGGUGAACCAUCAUCAUGGCAGUACCAUCAACCAUUUAAUAGUACCUUCCGUGAGCGUCAAGAAAUGCAAUUGGCUGAUUUUAGCAUGUCUCGUCACGUUCUCAAUCUUGCUCACCACUCUCAUGAUGAUUUAUUUUAAAAAACGAAAUAUAUAUUUACAUUCAUCUCACAACGAUUGCACCACACCUUUGACAACAACAAUUAAUUUAAUCAAUCGAUACACUCCUCCGAAAGUUCCCAAUGAAUUUCAAAAUUUUAUAUUCAGCCACGAUCGUCAUUCAAAAAGUAAUGAAAACAUUGUGAUUCCUUCGUCACAAAAGAUUGAACAUUAUAAUACUCGAAUGAACAAUCCUUCACUCUUUUCGAGUCAUUACAAUUGUAUCAAACAAUUACCGGAUCAUGUCAAUCGUACAAGUUUAAAUAAUCGAUAUUCAUUGAAUUGGAAAUCACUCUAUACUUCAUGUGUAUUGGAAAAUGUGUGUUUAAAUAGAAGAGGAGAAUGGAUAUUAUAUUUACAUCAUGAACAUGAAAGAGAAAAAUUCAAUGAGCAAAUUCUUGUACUUACGAGCUCUCUGAGAUUAAUCAUGCAUGAGUCGAUCAAGUUUAAAAUUCACACCAAAUUACCUCCACACAAAGCUUCGACGCCAUCCCAUCAAUAUGCUUCAGAAAAAGAUGACACGUCAAUUUUUAAAAUGUCAAAACAAUUUAGUUGGAUUCAAACACCAACAUUUGCAUUCUCACGAUAUGCUACCUCUAAUGUGGGUCAUUUGAUUAUGGAUAAUUUAUUUUCAGUGUUUAAUUUGAUGGCCAAUUUCGAAUAUGUGAACUCGAAUCAUUUUUUACUGUUUUUAGAUGAUCCAUUUAACAAAGAGACUGGGUCAUUACCGAGAGCAGGUCAUUCACCAGAGAGAGCAGAGGAAGUAUCAUUGCAAUGGGCAAAAUUCUUCUCUUCCCAAAAACCACUUCAAUUAUGUUUUGAUCGCUUCACAAAUUCCUAUUAUAUUCAUUAUGCUCCAUGUCGGCAAGAUAAUGUGGAAAAAUCAAUUAAGGAACAGUUGCCACGAGAAGAAGGAGAUGAAAUACAAACAUGCUUCUCAAGUCUAUUCAUUGGAUCCGUAGAAUCGCAUUAUUUUGAUUUUUAUGGCAGAGAAACGAUAUUUCCCUUAUUUAGAAAUUAUUUAUUGAAUCAAGUUGGAUUGUUAGAGCCAAAGAAAUACAGCCACGAAAAUCAUCACGCAGUGCGUCGUCAUACUCUAAAAAUUGCCAUUCAGAAAAAGCCAAUUUCUUCCAAACACAAAGAUUCCAUUAUUAACACGUUUGAAAUUGCACAACAUUUCAACGAAAAGAAGAAUGAAAUAUUGACUCGUUUGAAUACCAUCUAUGGAAAUGAUAUCGACUCUUCUCAUCGAGGCGUUGCUGCAAAGAAAUUUCAUUCCAUAGAAAUUAUCGAAUUGAAAUUAGAAGAAUUGAAUGCCAUGGAACAAUUACAUUUCUUCAAAGAAUUAGAUGUGUACAUUACUACUCAAGGAUCUGCUUCAUACAUGUCCAUGUUCAUGCUCAAUCCAACCUCUCUUCUCUUCUUCUCACCUCUGUGUCGAUCUGAAACUUUCCAAUGUAGUGAUUACAACAUUAGAAUUCACAAAACAUUUUCCAACGUUCGAACCAUUUCAUUGAACGAUCAUUUGGACAUGAUUGAAUGUGUCAAAGAGAAUAUUCCCAACGGAAUAGGAUACAAGGUUCAAAAAGUGGAACCACCUGGAACUGUUUAUUAUUAUGGAGAUUGUCAUUUGAGAUUGAAUGUUGAAAAGUUUUAUGCAUUGGUGUUGGAAGAAUUGGAAAAUAUUCACACAAGUUCUCGUCAUUGGACCUAA